CCGGCUGGCGCCGCCGCCUCGCGCGCUCCUGCUCCGCCGCGACCGUCUGGGGGGCUGCUCCUCCCAAGUACCAUGUGUGACGGCGCCCUGCUGCCUCCUCUCGUCCUGCCCUUGCUGCUGCUGCUGGUUUGGGGACUGGCCCCGGGCACAGCUGUCGGCGACGCGGCGGCCGACGUGGAAGUGGUGCUCCCGCGGCGGGUGCGCCCCGACGACGUGCACCUGCCGCCGCUGCCCGGCGUCCCCGGGCCCCGAAGGCGGCGGCGCCCCCGUGCGCCCCCCGCCACCCCGCGCUCCCGGCCCGGCGAGCGCGCUCUGCUGCUGCACCUGCCCGCCUUCGGGCGCGACCUCUACCUGCAGCUGCGCCGCGACCUGCGCUUCCUGUCCCGCGGCUUCGAGGUGGAGGAGGCGGGCGCGACCGGGCGCCGCGGACGCCCCGCUGAGCUGUGCUUCUACUCCGGCCAUGUGCUAGGCCACCCCGGCUCCCUGGUCUCCAUCAGCGCCUGCGGCGCCGCCGGCGGCCUGGUCGGCCUCAUCCAGCUCGGGCACCAGCAGGUGCUCAUCCAGCCCCUCAACAGCUCCCAGGGCUCGCUCAGCGGACAAGAACAUGUGAUCAGGCGCAGAUGGUCCUUGCCACCCGGCCCCUCCACGGACGCCCCGGUGCCUGGGCGGCUCUGCCAGGUGCUAACAGAAAAGAAGCAGCCCAGGAAGGGCAGGCCGUCCCGGGACUGGCGGGAGCGCAGGAACGUCAUCCGCCUCACCACGGAGCACACGGUGGAGACGCUGGUGGUGGCUGAUGCGGACAUGGUGCAGUACCACGGGGCUGAGGCUGCCCAGAGAUUCAUCCUCACCGUCAUGAACAUGGUAUACAACAUGUUCCAACACCAGAGCCUGGGAAUCAGAGUUAACAUACAGGUCACCAAGCUUGUGCUUCUACGACAGCGUCCCGCCAAGUUGUCCAUCGGGCACCACGGUGAGAGGUCCCUGGAGAGCUUCUGUCACUGGCAGAAUGAGGAAUACGGGGGCGCACGGUACCUUGGCAACAAUCAGGUGCCAGGAGGGAAGGAUGAUACGCCCCCCGUGGAUGCCGCUGUGUUCGUGACCAGGACAGAUUUCUGUGUACACAAAGAUGAACCGUGUGACACCGUUGGAAUUGCUUACUUAGGAGGUGUGUGCAGUGCUAAGAGGAAAUGUGUGCUUGCCGAAGACAAUGGUCUCAAUUUGGCCUUUACCAUCGCCCAUGAGCUGGGCCACAACUUGGGCAUGAAUCACGAUGAUGACCACUCGUCCUGUGCCGGCAGAUCCCACAUCAUGUCGGGAGAGUGGGUGAAAGGCCGGAACCCCAGCGACCUCUCUUGGUCCUCCUGCAGUCGAGAUGACCUUGAAAACUUCCUCAAGUCGAAAGUCAGCACGUGCCUCUUGGUCACGGACCCCAGGAGCCAGCACGCGGUACGCCUCCCACACAAGCUGCCCGGCAUGCACUACAGCGCCAGCGAGCAGUGUCAGAUCCUGUUUGGCACCAACGCCACCUUCUGCAGGAACAUGGAGCAUCUGAUGUGCGCCGGACUCUGGUGUCUGGUGGAAGGAGAUGCGUCCUGCAAGACCAAGCUGGACCCUCCCCUGGACGGCACAGAGUGUGGGGCAGACAAGUGGUGCCGUGCGGGGGAGUGCGUGAGCAAGACGCCCAUCCCGGAGCACGUGGACGGAGAUUGGAGCCUGUGGGGCGCCUGGAGCAUGUGUAGCCGGACGUGUGGGACGGGCGCCCGCUUCCGACAGAGGAAAUGUGACAACCCCCCCCCUGGGCCUGGAGGCACGCAUUGCCUGGGCGCCAGCGUGGAGCAUGCAGUCUGCGAGAACCCGCCCUGCCCCAAGGGCCUGCCCAGCUUCCGGGACCAGCAGUGCCAGACGCACGGCCGGCUGAGCAGCAAGAAGGGCCUGCUGACAGCAGUGGUGGUUGAUGAUAAGCCGUGUGAACUGUACUGCUCGCCUCUGGGGAAGGAGUCCCCACUGCUGUUGGCUGACAGGGUCCUGGAUGGCACGCCCUGUGGGCCGUAUGAGACAGACCUCUGCGUGCACGGCAGGUGCCAGAAAAUCGGCUGUGAUGGCAUCAUCGGGUCAGCGGCCAAAGAAGAUCGGUGUGGAGUCUGCAGUGGGGACGGCAAGACUUGCCGCGUGGUGAAGGGUGACUUCAGCCAUUCGCGGGGGACAGGUUACAUCGAAGCUGCUGUCAUUCCCGCCGGAGCUCGGAGGAUCCGUGUGGUGGAGGACAAACCCGCCCACAGCUUUCUGGCUCUUAAAGAUUCCAGUAAGAGAUCCAUCAACAGUGACUGGAAGAUAGAGCUCCCCGGAGAGUUCCAGAUUGCAGGCACGACCGUCCGCUACGUUCGAAGGGGAUUGUGGGAGAAAAUUUCUGCCAAAGGACCAACCAAAAUUCCACUGCACUUGAUGGUGCUGUUAUUUCAUGACCAGAAUUACGGCAUUCAUUACGAAUACACGAUUCCUGUCAACUCCACGGCUGAGAAUCAGAGUGAACCAGAGAAGCCUCAGGACUCGCUGUUCAUCUGGACCCACAGCGGCUGGGAAGGCUGCAGCGUGCAGUGUGGUGGAGGGGAACGCAGAACCAUUGUGUCCUGCACGCAAAUUGUGAACAAGACGACGACUCUGGUGAACGACAGUCACUGCCCUCCAGCAAGCCGUCCAGAGCCCCAGGUCCGAAGGUGCAACUCACACCCAUGCCAGUCACGGUGGAUGGCUGGCCCAUGGAGCCCCUGCUCAGCGACCUGUGAGAAGGGCAUUCAGCACCGGGAGGUGACCUGCGUGUACCAGCUGCAGAACGGCACACAUGUUGCCACACGGCCCCUCUAUUGCCCGGGCCCCCGGCCAGCGCCCAUGCAGAGCUGCGAAGGCCAGGACUGCCUGUCCAUCUGGGAGGCAUCUGAGUGGUCACAGUGUUCCGCCAACUGUGGGAAAGGGACCCAGAAGCGAACCGUGACGUGCACCAACUCCCAGGGAAAAUGCGAUGCGUCCACAAGGCCAAAAGCCGAGGAGGCGUGCGAGGACUAUUCCGGCUGCUACGAGUGGAAAACUGGGGACUGGUCCAAGUGUUCAUCGACCUGUGGGAAGGGCCUGCAGUCCCGCGUGGUACAGUGCAUGCACAAGGUCACCGGGCGCCAUGGCAACGAGUGCCCUGCCCUCUCGAAGCCGGCAGCCUACAGACAGUGCCACCAGGAGGUCUGCAAUGACAAGAUCAACGUGAACACCAUCACCUCCCCUCGCCUUGCUGCUCUGACCUACAAGUGCACUCGGGACCAGUGGACGGUGUACUGUCGGGUCAUCCGAGAAAAGAACCUCUGCCAGGACAUGCGGUGGUACCAGCGGUGCUGCCAGACGUGCAGGGACUUCUAUGCCAAUAAGAUGCGUCAGCCCCCACCACCUCCAUCGCCAAGCUCAUGACCCGCGCUGCCGCCGUCCUGCGACACUCCCGUGCGGGGGCUGAAUCCUGACGACAUGGCUAGUUGAAAGCCCGCCCACCCAAGAGCACACCAGUCCUGCGGCCCGGCCGGGAGCCCCCAAAACAUGUCACCGCUCCCCCACCAGGCUGUCCCCCAAAUCCAAUCCCACCGAACUUGACAGCGAACUUGACGUUUGCCGUUAGUGCUUUUUUUUUUAUACUUAAUAUAUUGUUAACAGCCACUGGAUGGCUUUCUACAAUAAGGAAAAAAACGAGGCGUGAGUCACAAAAUAAGCGUAGUUUCUAACGUUCCGUGUACCUCAAGGGGAACACCUUUGACAGUUGCCGACCGAGGGACGCGUCUCGCUGACUGCCUCUGUCUCGGCUUUGUUCUGACGUUUGAAUUCCCAGAGCUUGAUGUACCACGGGGGCGCUAUCCCAAAACGAGACAUUUGACAUGGAAACAGGCUUUAUUGUGAAAGCCAGCGACACCCUGGAUGAAAGGACAGAUCUCAGCGAGCUUCUGCUAACGGCUUCUCCUAAAGGAGCCGGGCGGCUGGAGCCCUUCGUGACACCCCAGGAACUGGCACGUGACCCAUGUGCCCAUCUCUGAAAACUGGUCCUCUAGAUCCCGGAAGUUUUCCCUCUGAGAGUCUGAACGUGCGUAAGCCAACAAGGAGACCAGGGCCAAGUAGUUGUGCCCCCACCCAGGUGGGGAGAAUGUUCUGGAAGGGUUUGGGUUUGGGGAGGCAUCUAGAGCCUUUCUCCCAGGUGCUGUGAAGCAGGACGUGUGCUAAUUUGGGCUAUGGGAUAGCUUAGCAUA
This is a messenger RNA of Rhinolophus ferrumequinum (greater horseshoe bat), 4271 nucleotides long. RefSeq names its product ADAM metallopeptidase with thrombospondin type 1 motif 17 (gene ADAMTS17). Lineage: Eukaryota; Metazoa; Chordata; Mammalia; Chiroptera; Rhinolophidae. Gene Ontology annotation, cellular component: extracellular matrix. Gene Ontology annotation, molecular function: metalloendopeptidase activity. The transcript is spliced from 23 exons. Gene Ontology annotation, biological process: extracellular matrix organization; proteolysis. Bases 73 to 3450 code for a protein of 1125 amino acids. The record is from RefSeq and is a predicted model, not a curated record.